Mesorhabditis belari is the source of this 1074-nucleotide messenger RNA. The record is from the annotation of a GenBank genome assembly. NCBI's taxonomy places the organism in Eukaryota, Metazoa, Nematoda, Chromadorea, Rhabditida, Rhabditidae.
AUGCGAUUGCUAAAGUUACUCGUUUUACCGCUCGUUUGCGCCUCGUUGAUUUCAGCCCUGUCUCAACUAAAUCCGGAAACGGCGAAACAACUAGGCCUUAAAACUGUUCUUUACUACCUAUGCACAGCCUCUUUAGCCACAAUCAUUGGUUUAGCCUUAGUGAUAUUGAUUCAUCCAGGCGAUCCAUCGAUUAAGGCCGGGAAAGUUCUGAAAAGACCCGAAGAUUUAAGCCACGAGGCAAUUGAUAAUAUUUUGGAUGUGAUACGAAACCUGAUCCCAGAGAAUAUUAUCGGUGCAGCGACAAGGAGAUCGCAGACAAAAAUGGUGAAUGAAACGCUGACUGGGCCAUUGGUGAAACGAGUUGAUCAAGUUGAUGGACUGAAUAUCCUUGGGAUUAUUACCUUUUGUGCACUCAUUGGAAUCGGCACUUCUAAGGUUGGUGCCACGGGAGAACCGGUACGCCAAUUUUUCGCUAGUCUCGAAAAAAUCGUGCUUCUACUUAUUGAAGGAGCGAUGUGGUUUGCUCCAUUUGGCAUAAGUAGUCUUGUCGCGGCCAGCAUUUCCGAGGUUCACGAUUUGCUCUUGAUUUUACAGAUCCUUUCCGCUUACGUGGGAACGGUGCUCGCUGGGUUGACCAUCCACAUCUUCAUCGUUUUGCCUGUUUUUUAUUUUCUAGCCACUCGUAAAAACCCACUCUCAAUCAUGAAAGCUAUGCUGCCCGCGUUUAUGACCUCUUUGGGUACAGCUUCCAGUGGAGCGGCUCUACCAGUCGGUCUUCAAUGUAUGGAGGGAAAAGCUGAUGCAAGAGUUGUGAAAUUUGUUCUUCCUCUAGGCGCAUCGACGAAUAUGGAUGGAAACGCUCUCUACGAGGCGGUCGCUGCGAUCUUUAUCGCGCAAAUCAAUGGAAUCGACUUGUCGAUUCGUGAGCUAAUCACGAUCAGUAUCACUUCUACCCUUGCCUCGGCCGGUCUAAAUGCUGUACCGGCCGGACUCGUUUCGAUGCUCGUCAUUUUGGACACGGUUGGAUUACCUGUUUCUGAUAUCACACUCAUCGUGGCUGUCGAUUGGUUCUUG